UUAGGAAUUUUAAAAACAACCUUAGCAGUUUUGCCAUCUAUAUAUUUUGUAAUUUGUAGCAUAACCCAUUAACAAAUAAGCAAAUAAAUUAUAAUUAUAAAUUACGUGGAUAAAUGUUGAAUGAAUUUAAGAUUCUAAAUGGUAAAUAGGAGUUAUAAGGAGGACCAAAUACUAAAACAUUAUGGAAUUUAACACACAGUCGAUAGCAAUUAGCAAAAAUCCUGAAACAGAAGGGUUUGAUUUACAAGCUGGUGUAUCAUGGAUUUAUCCCACCAAUUAUCCAACAAGGGAAUACCAGUUCAAUAUUAUUCAAGAGGCUUUGUUAAAAAACACUUUGGUAAGCCUCCCAACUGGCCUAGGUAAGACCUUCAUAGCGGCAGUGGUUAUGUUUAAUUUUUACCGCUGGUAUCCUAAUGGUAAAAUAAUAUUUAUGGCGCCCACUAGACCGUUGGUCAAGCAACAAAUCGAUGCUUGUUACAAUAUCAUGGCCAUACCACAUAAAGUUACAGCUGAAUUAACAGGUACGAAAAAUUCGGUUUCACGUGCAGACGUUUGGAUGGAAAAAAGAGUAUUUUUUGUCACACCACAAGUGUUACAAAAUGAUUUGGAAACUCUCAGUCAGUUAGGGGGUACCAUUAGAUGUUUAGUAUUCGAUGAGGCACAUAAAGCUAGAGGUAACCAUGCUUAUUGCCAAGUCGUACGUAAGUUAGUAGAAGAUGGUCAUAAAUAUUUUCGAGUGUUAGCUUUAAGCGCCACUCCCGGGAGUAAUACUAAUGAUGUGUCAGAGGUGGUGCAAAACUUGUUGAUAUCUCAUCUGGAAUUUAAAACUGAAGAAAGUCUCGAUGUUAAGCCUUAUGUAUUUCGGCGGACUUUAGAAACUGUUGUUGUUGAACUGGGUGAUAAGCUAAUGGAGGUUAAGGAGAAGUUUUUAAAGAUAUUAGACCAGAAUAUCAGAACACUCAUAAAAUACAAAAUAGUCCGCGGUGACUGCAGCUCUUUAACUAAAGGAAAAUUAUUUAUGUUACUGCAAGAAUACAAAAGAACUAAUGGAUCUGAUAAGACUCCAGUGGCAAACGAAAUUAAACGGAGUCUAAACAAAUGUAUCUCAUUGUACCAUGCUUAUGAGCUGUUGAUUAGGCACGGGCUUAGAAGUUUUGUGUCGUUUGUAACAGAACAUAUUAACAAUCCUUUAAUGAGAGGAGACUUUCAGGUAAGAGAAAUAAUGGAGGAAGUAAAAAGCUAUUUGGGACCAAUUCCCGAUAUUCAAAUGCUUCCAGACGGCUCUUACCCUGAGAUUCCAAAAAGUAUUAAAUUCGGCCAUCCAAAGCACUAUAAAUUACGAGACAUUCUAAUAUCACAUUUCUCCAGUGAGGAGCAUAAAAAUAGCAGAGUAAUUGUGUUUUUCGAAUAUAGAGAGUCUGCCAUGGAAAGCCAUAUAUUAUUGUUGCAGUCUAGGCCCCUCAUACUUCCAAAAUUAUUUUUGGGUCAAGGAGGUGGAGUAACACAAAAAAUACAGUUGGCGGUAGUAAAAGCUUUUAGAGAAGGUAAAUGUAAUACUUUGCUAUCGACCUGUAUAGGUGAAGAAGGCUUGGAUGUGGGAGAUGUUGACUUAAUAGUAUGCUUUGACAUUUCUACUAAGUCUCCUAUUCGAAUGGUGCAAAGGAUGGGAAGAACCGGUCGGAAACGAUCUGGGAGCGUUUUGGUUUUAGUCACAGAAGGAAAAGAGCAACAAACGCUUAAGGACUGUCUCAUUCAUAAGAAUAACGCAUUUUCCCACAUAUUUGGCUCAGUUCAUAUUAGAAACAGCCUUUUCCCGAACAGUCCAAGACUGGUACCAGAAAACCUUACGCCGAAGUGUGAAAAAAUGUUUAUUACUGUAACGGAACAGAAGCAACAAAAUAUUAUGGAUAAGUUUUUCAGACGAUCUAAAUCAUCUUCCGAAUUAAUUUUCAGUCAGAAUUACGACGAUAUAGAAUUUAAAAACCUAAUACCUGAUAGUAGAAUGAUUGCCUUUGAAGGUGCUGCAGAAAAUUCUAUUGAAUGUAAAAAUAUAUUUAACAGGCGCAUUGAGAAGAUCAGAAAUGUUCAAAAAACUUAUGGAGUCCAACAUUCAGAUACCACUAAGGCACUUAUUGAUUUGUUACAUUUUGCCGACGCAAAACGGUUUAAUGUACCUACAAUAACACAAGGUAGUGAAAAUAAUCCGACUAAAGCACUAAAACAAGGCGACAUUAGAAGUAUGUUUGCUAAAGAUCCUGUUCUUCCUGCAUCUUUAAAGGAUUUUCAAGUUACUCAAACCACUCAAAAAGACUCACUCGACACAUUUACUCCGGAGUGCACAGAAAAGAUUUCACCUCUCAGCUCAGCAUUCCAAACCGAACCAUUAUUCAAAUUAUUAUCGAAUUAUCUUACAUCGAGCAGUGCCAAUGACACCAAAAAAUGUUCGUAUUGUGAUCAAAUCGAUUGCGAAAAGUUUGCAUUAAACUUUGUCAACAACAACUUAUCAGUGAUGAUACCAAGCGAGGAAGUAAUUAAAAAAAUUAACAUGGAAGAUAUAGAUAAAAUGAUAGCGUCCCUAGAUGGCACCAAUGAGCAAAUUGAAUGUUUAAAGGAUACCGUUCUUGAUCUGGGAUCAGAUUUUGAAGAGGAAGAUGUGUUUGAAGAACCAAUAGAUGAGAAGCAAUUUUGCUUUGAGGCUCCGUCAAAUUAUUCAAAACUAAAAGACACUUUUAGGGAAAUCGAAGCCAUUACUCCAUCUCCCUUUAGCCAACAAAGAGAAGAACUUAAACCGAUAAGUGAAAAAGAGUUAUGCGAGUUCUUUAUGUUAGAGUCUCUAGACGAGCUGUUAAAACCUGAGGAGCACCAGAAUAGUUCUCAAGAAACCAUUAUAUAUUCGCCUGAAAUAGACAAUGUUCAUGAUGUCGCCGUGAGGAGUGAGUAUCCGGUGAAUGCUACAGAUAAAAAUCAUAGCGAUAGUGACAUUAUCGGUAGUGAUUUGGAUGAUUUUUGUGAUUUGGCUUACUUUGGAUUGGCUGAUACGAUCAAGUCGCCUAUAUGUAAGGAAAGAAGUUUUAAAUUGGAUGAAGAUAGAACGCCUAGUCCUCAAGAUUUAGAGUUAUUGGAGAAGAAUGACUGCAACGUACCAUUAAAUGAGUCAAUUAUGAUAAGUUCAGAGGAAGAAUUUCUUCUCUCACCCACGUUGCCUCAACGAGAGACAUUUGACACCUCCUUAAAUAAAAGCAUUAAACCUAUUAAAAAACCUUCCAUGAGAAACGUGGCCAAUAUAAGUAAAUCGUGUAAUAUAGACAAUAACCUCAGAAAAUUUACAAAUUCCGAUGUGCCAAUAACGCAAAUCAUUGAUUCGACGUGUGAACCAAAUAACUUAAACCAAAGCAUAAAACCUUCUUUGAAUAAUUUGAAAAUUCCAAUUACGCAAAUGGUUGAUAUGUUAAAUGAAACCACUCAAGACAAGUGUACUAAUAAUAAUGAAAAUAGUAUUGAAAACAAAAGCUUUGUAUGCGGUAGAGCGGAAGUUUCCUUUCAUAAAGGAUCUUCUACCAGUCGAAAUCCGUUGGAAGAAAGCGCAAUUUUGAAUACUAGCGAUAUUUUAUUAAAAACGCCUUUUAAAAGAAAAGAGCGAGUACCCUCCAUAUGCGAUAAGGCCCUAGAAAGAAAAGGUAACAUUUUAAAUAACAGUAUAUUUAGGAAACCUACAAAUAUAACGAGAAAGAAGAUUUCAAAAACCGGAUGGAUAAGCAAAGAACAGGCGUCUUCGUCGGAAGAUGAUUUUGAACCAGUAGAGACAAGUUUUGUUGCUGUUCGGAAAAAGAAAAGUACAAAGAGACCCAAUACUUUUCUAGAUAUGGAAGCCCGCUUAUCUGAUGAUGAAAAUGUUUUUGUAUCUGAUGAUGAAGAAGAGGACUUUCCAGAUCAUUAUGAUAAGAGCUUCGUUAAUGACGAAACACAACAAAUCAAUUCAGAAACUCAUGCCAUGUACCUGCAAUCCAUAAAAAGUCCAGCAAAACCCAAGUUUCGACGGCCAUUACCUCCCAUGAACCCCUUGGAAAUAUAUUCACAACUGCCCCAAAACGACUAUAAUAGUUAUUUGGUGGAUAGUUUUUGUGUAGAUAAGCCAGAUGAGCUUCUAACACAAGUACAAGAAUUAUCAGAGCUAGAUAUAUUAGAGAGACAAUUAGAAGAGAAAAGAAAAAGGAAAAAGAAGUCAAAAUUAAAUUGUGCACCUACGAAAAGAAGAAGAAUUAAAUGUAUAUCUAGUGAUAGCGAAUAGUUAUUUUAUUUCUUACGUAUAAAAAGCUCCAUCUUUUAGUUGUUUUUUUUUUUGUUAAUUUUAGAGUUCAUCUCUUAAUUGUAUUUUAAUGAGAAAAUGGAAAAUUUUUGGGGUUUCCUUCACGUAUUGUUAUUAUUAAGAAUGAUCUGAUUUUUAUUAUUUUUAUAUUUUUUUACAUUAAACUAUUAUUUGUGAAAAUAGUAUUAAUUUGUUAUAAAUAAACUGAGUUUUUGAAA
Messenger RNA from Anthonomus grandis grandis, 4524 nucleotides. It is a transcript of the gene Fancm, whose product is annotated as Fanconi anemia group M protein. The transcript has 19 exons. Gene Ontology annotation, molecular function: 3'-5' DNA helicase activity; four-way junction helicase activity; four-way junction DNA binding. The record is from RefSeq and is a predicted model, not a curated record. Lineage: Eukaryota; Metazoa; Arthropoda; Insecta; Coleoptera; Curculionidae. Gene Ontology annotation, biological process: interstrand cross-link repair; replication fork reversal; double-strand break repair via synthesis-dependent strand annealing. The coding region runs from base 182 to 4288 and encodes 1368 amino acids.